Phlebotomus argentipes is the source of this 942-nucleotide messenger RNA. Its product is annotated as actin maturation protease-like. The record is from RefSeq and is a predicted model, not a curated record. The transcript has 2 exons. Bases 61 to 849 code for a protein of 262 amino acids. NCBI's taxonomy places the organism in Eukaryota, Metazoa, Arthropoda, Insecta, Diptera, Psychodidae.
GUACUGACCCAGUUAUCUUCCCAGGCUUUCUUAGGCUUCACCUCCUCAUCCUCGCUCUCCAUGUCUCACGAGAUCAUUCCCAUUCCUCCGCCUGCACCUGAUUUCGCCGCUGUCACCGCUUUCCGCAACUGCGUGAGUCCCAAACACACUGUCGCCUUGCCGGAGUGUUUGUGGGCGUCUGCCGACCCGGAAGUGCAGAAGUCCUGCUUCCUGGCGCGCGUGUGUCAGCACAGAGCCCCGCGGGAAUGUGUCUUCCACCGUGUGGCGCCCAUUCUGCAGGAGGGACCCACUUGUGGCUUCGUGACCAUCAGUAUGCUCCUUGGCGGCGUCCGCACAGCUGACCAGAUCUUCCAGGAGGCCAAGGCGAAGGGAUUCACGGCGCUGGGUGAGAUGUUCAGCGCCGCCAAUCUCAUGGACAUCCUGCAGAGUCAGGUGCAGUUUUCCGGCUCGUGCCACCUGUUCGUGGGUGAUCUGAACUGUGAUGAAAUCCGGGAGGCUCUCAAGCGCGGAGUCUGUCUGAUUGUGCCCUAUGACUCCGAUGUCAACCACUCUCCCUGCCUCAAGAAGGGUCACAAGGCUCACUGGGCCCUCAUAACUGGAUACUUGAUAGAUAACGAUGGACAGUUUUAUGUGAUAGCGCGUCAGGGAAAGUCUCGCCUGCUGGGCAUCUGGCCACUGUCUGCCCUCGCGGAGAGCAAUGCGAAUCUCACCGAAUUCGCCCAGCCCAAGCAGCAUCCAGAGGCGAACUUUAUCCUGCCAGAGGGCGGAAUCGCCGGACCCAACGGACUCUGCCGACGAUCGAUAGUCAUUUCCGACGGUUUCUCCGGAGAUAAAUUCAUUUUCCACUGACUGUGAAUUACUUUGUUGUUCUGUGCAGAUUUUAUAUUAUGUUCCCUGUUGAAUAACUUAUUGAGUUUGAGGCGAAUAAAGGGAAAAUCAUUA